AUGUACACACUGAUGGCAAAAAGGAAGUACGACACCCCAUCGUCCCUGCUCUUGCCAUACAUUCCCAGCCAUGCUCGCGAUGCAUAUGUCGCCCUCCGAGCCUUCAAUAUCGAUGUUGCUCGCACGGCAGAUACGACAUCCACUGCUGCCAUUGGCAUGAUGCGACUGCAAUUCCACAAGGACGCCGUCACCAAAUCUUUGGCGGGAACGCCACCCACACAGCCCAUCGCAUUGCUCCUGGCCAAGGCUGCACACGACGUCUGUCAGCGAUCGUCAGGGAAAUCCAGGUUCAGCAAAAGUUGGUUCAUGAGGAUCAUUGACACAAGGGGAAAAUAUCUAUCCAAUCCUCCAUAUCCUAGCAUGGCCAGUCUGGAGAGCUACGCCGAGAAUACCUACAGUACCUUGCUCUACUUAACAUUACAAGCCUUGCCGAUGGGGAGUGUGGCCGCUGAUCACAUCGCAUCUCAUAUAGGCAAAGCCAUUGGUAUUUCCGCCGUCCUUCGAGGCCUGCCUUUGAUCGCGUUUCCUGGUCCCGGCAAUGCGCACAGCAAUCAAGGCGGCAUGGGAGGCCAUAUGGGUGCUACACGGCAUGGCGCUGUCAUGCUCCCCUUGGACGUGAUGGCUGAAGCUGGAGUUCGAGAAGAAGACGUGCUGCGCAACGGCGCUCAAGCCGAAGGGCUGCGAGAUGCAGUCUUCACUGUGGCCACUAGAGCGAACGACCACUUGAUCACUGCCAGGCAAAUGCUGGCUAAUAUUCGAGCCGGUCAAGAUGCGGGCCAUGAGUUCGAACAUCAGCACGAAGAAGAACACGUACAUAUGCCUUCCACUUUCUCGACAGGACGAUCAGAAACUCCGGCGCAAGAGGUCGAGCGAGCGUUCGGAGUCUUCAUGCCCGCUGUUGCUACACAGAUGUGGCUUGACCGCUUGCAAAAGCUUGACUUUGAUGUCUUCCAGCCGAAGCUGCGGGUCACAGAUUGGAAGUUGCCGUUCAAAGCCUUUUGGGCGUAUAGUCGCAGGAAGAUAUGA
Pseudocercospora fijiensis CIRAD86 is the source of this 1026-nucleotide messenger RNA. RefSeq lists its product as uncharacterized. Gene Ontology annotation, cellular component: mitochondrion. Gene Ontology annotation, biological process: biosynthetic process; mitochondrial respiratory chain complex I assembly. Lineage: Eukaryota; Fungi; Ascomycota; Dothideomycetes; Mycosphaerellales; Mycosphaerellaceae. The transcript is spliced from 2 exons. The record is from RefSeq and is a predicted model, not a curated record. The coding region runs from base 1 to 1026 and encodes 341 amino acids.